UCUCUGCUUCCACUGGGCACAUGCUGAUGCCCCUGAGCGGGCUGCUCUGGUGGUGGUGCUGCUGCUACUGCUGUGCCUGGUACCGCUGUGGACUGUGCACCCCGGCUCCCCAGAUGUUGCGCCACCAGGGUCUCCUCAAGUGCCGCUGCCGCAUGCUCUUCAAUGACCUGAAGGUUUUCCUACUGCGGCGCCCCCCUCCAGCGCCCCUGCCCAUGCACGGCGACCCCCAGGCCCCUGGUUUGACAGCCAACAACAACACCCUUCCGGCUCUGGGUGCCGGAGGGUGGACAGGCUGGAGGGGUCCUCGAGAAGGGGUGGGCAGGGAGACCCCUCCUCUGCCACCUCCACCACUUUUGCCACUGUCUUCUGUGGAAGAUGACUGGGGUGGCCCAGCCACAGAGCCACCUGCCUCGCUGCUCAGCAGUGCCUCCUCAGAUGACUUCUGUAAGGGGAAGGCUGAGGAUCGCUACUCACUGGGCAGCAGUCUGGACAGUGGCAUGAGGACCCCGCUGUGCCGUAUCUGCUUCCAGGGGCCAGAACAGGGGGAGCUGCUGAGCCCGUGCCGCUGCGACGGCUCUGUCAAGUGUACCCACCAGCCUUGCCUCAUCAAGUGGAUCAGCGAACGGGGCUGCUGGAGCUGUGAGCUAUGCUACUACAAGUACCACGUCAUUGCCAUAAGCACAAAGAAUCCUCUGCAGUGGCAGGCCAUCUCUCUGACAGUCAUUGAGAAGGUCCAGAUUGCAGCUGCCAUCCUGGGUUCCCUUUUCCUCAUUGCCAGCAUCUCUUGGCUCAUCUGGUCAACCUUCAGUCCCUCAGCAAAAUGGCAGCGCCAAGACCUCCUCUUCCAGAUCUGCUACGGGAUGUAUGGAUUCAUGGAUGUGGUGUGCGUAGGUCUCAUCAUCCACGAGGGACCCUCUGUGUACCGCAUCUUUAAACGGUGGCAGGCUGUCAACCAGCAGUGGAAAGUGCUGAACUAUGACAAGACAAAAGACCUGGAGGAUCAAAAGUCAGGAGGCAGGACAAACCCCCGAACCUCCUCGUCCACCCAGGCCAACGCCCUCUCCUCCGAAGAGGAGGCUGUGGACACCCCUGCCCUUGAGGAAGGCCCUGCCAGGGCAGCCAGCCAGCCCUCAGGCCCUCUGUCCGAUCACCACUGUGCUUACACCAUCCUGCACAUCUUGAGUCACUUAAGACCUCAUGAGCAGCGGAGCCCCCAGGGCGGCAGCCGAGAGCUCGUCAUGAGGGUCACGACAGUGUGA
Molecule: messenger RNA, 1259 nt
Organism: Artibeus jamaicensis (Jamaican fruit-eating bat)
Lineage: Eukaryota; Metazoa; Chordata; Mammalia; Chiroptera; Phyllostomidae
Gene: MARCHF4
Product: membrane associated ring-CH-type finger 4
Exons: 4
Coding region: 21-1259 (412 amino acids)
Biological process (GO): protein ubiquitination
Molecular function (GO): zinc ion binding; ubiquitin-protein transferase activity
Source: RefSeq, a predicted model, not a curated record